GUGCCAACAUCAUCCCCGGAUCCACUGCGCAUGCGCCCCACGAUCCAUUCUUGUCCCGCAGGCAGCAUUCCGGGUGGAGAGAGUGAGAGAAAGACACCGGAGCUUUGAGGCCGCACACGUUUACAUUUACAGCCGCAAACAGGAGCUGUGUGUCCGGAGCAGCGGCCUCGGUCCAGCAGGAUAUGGGCUCUCCAGGCAGGAUACCACGGCAAGACAUGGAUCUCUGAGCUAGUCCGCUUCAUCCAUCUCCAUUUGCUGCCUUGCUUUCUGCUUGCCUAAACCACCUCCUCUGCCCCUGCUAAAGCGGUUUGGCUCAGACUCCUUUCAGAAAAGAAGAGGGGGAAAAAAAGGGGAGGGCGUAGAAAACUUUCCCCAGCUGCCGUGCAGACACACACAUGCUGCAUUACUGCCAUUCCCCAAGCCCUGCUCCAUCCAUCCCUAGGGCACGGCCACUAGCCUGCUAGCGAGCUAGCACUUGGCACAAAAGGAAGGCCUGUCCUCGGGUAUAAAAAAAUACAAACAGACUGUGUACACUUGCCCCUUUCUUUUUUUCUCCCUUUGCCAGUCAGCCAGGCACAUUCUCACCAACUGGGGCUCCUUUAGUUUAGCUGUCAUUCCCGCUGCUUUGAGCAGUGGAGGAUUGUUAGUCAACAGCCAGUCAGUCAUUCAGUCAAUCAGCGAGGCGGACUGAGGAAGCCGCAGGGGGUUAUUUUAUCAGAGGCCAGGAUGACGGAACCCAGCAUGGAGAACUGCCUGGCUCAGGUCCUGCAGAAGGAUGUGGGCAGACGGCUGCAGGUAGGCCAAGAGAUCAUAGAUUACAUUUUGGACAAGGAGAAAUCUCAUGACCUGGAGCAGGAUCAGACAGCGCUGGACAAGAUGGUCGAUGGUAUCGCCAGCUCCUGGGUCAACUCCAGCAACUUUAAGGUGGCUCUGCUUGGCUUGGACCUCUUAUCUGCCUUAGUGACAAGGUUACAGGAGCGAUUCAAGGCCCAGGUGGGAACAGUUCUGCCCAGCCUUAUUGAUCGUCUGGGCGAUGCCAAAGACCAAGUGCGAGACCAAGACCAAACAGUGCUGCUAAAGAUCAUGGAGCAAGCUGCCACCCCACAGUACGUGUGGGACAGAAUGCUGGGAGGCUUUAAACACAAGAACAACAGGACCAGAGAAGGAGUGUGCCUUUGCCUCAUCGCCACACUGAACACAUAUGGAGCUCAAGGCCUGACCCUCAGUAAAAUUGUUCCUCACAUAUGUAAUCUUUUGGGGGACCCCACAAGUCAGGUGCGUGAUGCAGCCAUGAGCAGCUUGGUGGAGAUCUACAAACAUGUGGGUGAGAGGGUGAGGAUGGACCUCAGCAAAAAAGGCCUGCCGCAGUCACGGUUGAAUGUAAUCUUCAGCAAAUUUGAUGAAGUCCAAAGAUCCGGGAACAUGAUUUCCUCUUCUGGCUCAGAUAAGAAUUUUGAGGAUGAGGAAUCUGUGGAUGGAGGCCGGUCCUCCUCCUCAUCAUCCUCAAAAGCACCCCCCAGUGGCAGGAGGACUGUAGUGAGCUCUGUUAGAAGACCCAGCUCAGCCACCACGACUAAGGCCACAGGUAAAGAAGCAGCAGCUGGUGCUGUUGAUGAAGAGGAUUUCAUCAAGGCCUUUGAAGACGUGCCCUCUGUUCAGAUCUACUCGAAUAGAGAGUUCGAGGACCAGCUGACCAAGAUCAGAGAAGUGCUGUCUGAUGACAAACAUGACUGGGAGCACCGAGUGGUAGCGCUGAAGAAGGUGCGUUCACUCAUAUUUGCUGGGGCCACUGAAUACGAGGGUUUCUCUCAGCAGCUGCGUCUCCUCGAGGCUCCUCUCAAGCUGUCCGCUAAAGACCUGCGCUCUCAGGUGGUCCGCGAGGCCUGUAUCACACUGGGACAUUUGUCAUCACUUCUGGGUAACAAGUUUGACCAUGGAGCAGAGAGCAUCAUGCCCACACUGCUGAACCUUGUGCCCAACAGUGCCAAAGUCAUGGCCACAUCUGGGGUGGUCACCAUCCGCCUCAUCCUCAGGAACACACACUACCCACGUCUCAUCCCCAUCAUAACCAGUAACUGCACCUCCAAAUCAGUGGCAGUAAGACGACGCUGCUAUGAGUUUUUAGACCUCAUGUUACAAGAAUGGCCCACCAAUACACUGGAAAGACAUGUGGCUGUUCUGACUGAGACCAUCAAGAAAGGCAUACAUGAUGCUGACUCUGAGGCAAGAUCCAUUGCUAGAAAGUGCUACUGGGGUUUCCAUGGUCACUACAGCCGGGAGGCAGAGCAUCUGUUCCAGGCGCUAGAGUCCACCUAUCAGAAGGCCCUCCAGUCUCACCUGAAGAGCUCUGACAGCAUUGUGUCUCUACCACAGUCUGAUCGAUCCUCAUCAUCUUCCCAAGAGAGUCUUAACCGGCCAUUGUCUGUGAAGAGUGUCAUCGGAGGGAGCAUAAUAAGGAGUAAGCUGGUGAGCGCAAGGGUGCCUACUACACCGGGUUCCCUCCAGCGUUCACGUAGCGACAUCGAUGUAAAUGCAGCCUCUAACGCCAAGUCACGCCUGUCCACCGUCCCCACUUCCUCCUCUCCGUUCAGCUCUGCAGCCGCCCUUCCUCCGGGGUCCUACGCCUCUCUAGGUCGUGUUCGUACCAGGAGACAAAGCUCUGGCAGCGUGGGUGGAGCCAAGACUUCAGUUGUGGACAGCAGGGGGCGAAGUCGAGCCAAAGUGGUUUCCCAGUCCCAGCGAUCCAGAUCAGCCAAUCCUAUCAGUGCCGGCAGUCGCUCCAGCUCCCCUGGCAAGCUGCUUGGCCACAGCAGCUAUGGCCGGCUCCCUAGAGCCACAGUGUCCGCCUCCACCACGCCGGCUGACAAGCGCAGCAGGAUCCCUCGAAGCCAGGGCUGCAGCCGAGAGACAAGUCCUAGUCGACUGGGUCUGGCCCGGAGCCGCAUUCCCCGUCCCAGCAUGAGUCAAGGUUGUAGUCGCGACACCAGUCGUGAGAGCAGCCGCGACACCAGCCCUGCUCGGGGCUUCGGCCCUCUGGACCGUUACGGUUUGAUUCAUCAAGCAAGAAUCUCUGCAUCAGUCAAUGCCAUGAGGGUCCUUAAUACUGGCACUGAGGUGGAGGCAGCAGUUGCUGAUGCUCUGAGGAAGCCACUGAGGCGGAGGUACGAAUCACCAGGGAUGUACUCUGAUGAUGACGCCAACAGUGACGCGUCGAGCGCCUGCUCCGAGCGCUCAUACGGGUCGCGAAACGGAGGUAUACCUCAUUACCUGCGCCAGACAGAGGACGUAGCAGAGGUCCUCAACCACUGCGCCAGCUCCAACUGGUCAGAGAGGAAGGAGGGCCUGCUGGGUCUGCAGAAUCUCCUCAAGAACCAAAGAAUACUGAGCCGAGUGGAGCUGAAGAGACUUUGUGAGAUCUUCACAAGGAUGUUUGCAGAUCCACAUAGCAAGAGAGUGUUCAGCAUGUUUCUGGAGACCCUUGUGGACUUCGUCACAGUGCACAGGGAGGACCUGCAGGACUGGCUGUUUGUCCUGCUCACUCAGCUGCUGAAGAAAAUGGGGGCAGACUUGCUCGGCUCUGUCCAGGCCAAAGUCCAGAAGGCCCUGGACAUCACAAGGGAGUCGUUCCCGUUCGACCAACAGUUCAACAUUCUGAUGAGGUUCAUCGUCGAUCAGACUCAGACACCAAACCUUAAGGUAAAGGUUGCCAUUUUGAAGUACAUCGAGUCCCUGGGUCGACAGAUGGACCCGACAGACUUUGUCAACUCCAGCGAGACACGCUUGGCAGUGUCUCGCAUCAUCACCUGGACGACUGAACCCAAAAGCUCUGAUGUCAGGAAGGCGGCCCAGGUGGUACUGAUCUCCUUGUUUGAGCUCAACACCCCAGAGUUUACCAUGCUGCUGGGAGCUCUGCCCAAAACCUUCCAGGAUGGAGCCACCAAACUGCUCCACAACCACCUGAAGAACUCCAGCAACACCAGCAGCAAUGUGGGCUCACCGAGCAACACUAUUGGACGGACACCGCCACGCCACACCCCCAGCAGAACCAGCCCCCUCACAUCUCCGACCAACUGUUCCCAUGGUGGACUGUCUCCAAGUCGGUUAUGGGGUUGGGGUGUCGACGGACUGUCAAAGCACCCCCCUGCUCCUCCUCCUCCUCUUCCUCCGCCUCACUCCACCCCUGCUGCCCCUUCCCUAAGGGUCCUGCGCAGAGCAUAUUCACCCAGUAUGAUGGAGUACGACACUGAGAACAUGAACUCGGAGGAGAUCUACAGCUCGCUCCGUGGUGUCACUGAGGCCAUUCAGAGCUACAGCUACCGGAGCCAGGAGGACCUGAAUGAGCCAAUCAGACGGGACGGCAAGAGGGAUGACACUGCUGGGCGAGAAGGAGUAGCGGCAUCCCCUGGCUCCGACGCUCGCUUGGGCUUGGACAUGGUGGAAGGAGGUCGCACCGCCUUGGAUAACAAAACCUCUCUACUCAACACGCCAUCGCCACGCUCUUUCUCUGGGCCACGCAGCCGCGAGUUUGCUCCUUAUGGCUACGGAGAUACCAUCUGUACCUAUGACAAGAGCGCCUUGAAGGAGGCCGUCUUUGAUGAUGACGUGGAGCAGUUCCGUGACUCAAUCGGUCAGGACCACUCAGACCUUGUAGCCGACCUUCUUAAGGAACUGUCCAAUCACAACGAGCGUUCAGAGGAGCGUAAAGGAGCCCUGGUGGAGCUGCUGAAGAUCACUCGAGAAGACAGCAUGUCCGUGUGGGACGAACACUUUAAAACCAUCCUGCUUCUCCUGCUGGAGACGCUGGGUGAUAAAGAUCACACCAUCCGAGCCAUGGCCCUCCGUGUGCUCAAAGAAAUUCUGAGGAAUCAGCCAGCUCGCUUCAAAAACUAUGCCGAGCUGACCAUCAUGAAGACUCUGGAGGCUCACAAAGACUCGCACAAGGAGGUGGUGCGUGCAGCUGAGGAGGCUGCAGCUACCCUGGCCGGUUCCAUCCACCCGGAGCAAUGCAUCAAGGUCCUGUGCCCUAUUGUCCAGACAGCCGACUACCCCAUCAACCUGGCUGCCAUCAAGAUGCAAUCUAAAGUCAUUGAACGCAUCGCCAAGGACUCACUACUGCAGCUCCUGCCAGACAUCAUCCCUGGACUCCUGCAGGGCUAUGACAACACAGAGAGCAGCGUACGCAAGGCCAGCGUGUUCUGUCUGGUGGCCAUCUACUCUGUGAUUGGCGAGGAUCUCAAACCCCAUCUGGCUCAGCUCACGGGCAGCAAGAUGAAGUUACUGAACCUGUACAUCAAGCGAGCCCAGACGACCAACAGCAAUAGCAGCAGUUCCUCUGAUGUCUCCUCUCACAGUUAAUAGAGCGAGGUUUCAUUUGGAAACGGCGUGGAUGGACGGCGUUCAAGGAUUUCCAGGGGCAUGGCCGUGCUUCUCUCGGACUUCUCCGUGUCUGAGCUUCCCCUCCUCCUCCUCCUCCUCCUCAUCAUCAUAAUGCUCACGCUCCACUGUGCUUCUCUCCUGUUUCGAGGGGCUGCCGUCAACCUGUUUGUCCACCCCACCCCCCCUGCUCUCAAUACUUGUGAAUGUAACUCCGGGCUGGUUUUAGACUUGGUGGGGAGGGAAUCAACGCGUUAAGAGUCUUGUGGACAUGGGAAAUGCAUUAUGGCUCCCACGACCCCCACACUGCCUUUUGUCAAAGUUAUCCUCUUCCUCCUUGAGCUCUCAGAUUUGGUAGCAUAGGGAGUUCAUACAUGAGUUAUUCACAUCAGAGGAGAGACACGUGUCUGAGAAACUUCUGUCGAUUUAAAAACAAUUUGGGAUGAAGUGUCAUUUGGCUGGCCCAAUGAUGGUAAUAAGCCUGUAGGCUUUGGGAUGAAUUCUGGUUUGGGAGCAUGAAAACCAAAUAUUACAAGAAAUGUUCAAGGGAACAAUGUGACAUAAAAAGAAAGUACUGUAUAAUUAUAUUAAGUUAAUGUUUUAAGUUAAUGAUCUGGGUUCAUAGAAGCCUGUGUUUUGAUUGUAGUCUUUUUUAUGUUCAUAUAUAAUUAAGAGUGGCUUAUUAAAUUGAAUCCCCCUUUGACAAAAUAGAUGUUUCUCUCAACAAGGUACCAGUAAAAGGAAACGUGUCAGCAAGAGAAGUGACAAUCCUUCAAAUGUUGUGCAUGUCUUUAUUUGGAGCUGGAGAAGAUGAAAUUGUCGUCUAUAAAUGCACCUUUGAAAAUUUGAUGUGAAAUUCCCAAUCGGAGUCGAGGUGUGGCCCAGGAGAAGUUGUGUUGCCUGUAGUUUCCCCCUGAACUCUCUGCAUUAAGCGUGGAAAUGGAGCUUUUGACAAACCAGCGACAUCUAAAUCUACAUGACUGCUGCUCAGUACGACGCACGCUGGGUGACGUGUCUGCGUCUGAAGAGGACGGCCUUUGUAAAUAUUACACGUGAUUGGAGCUGAGAGAGAGACCAGCGAUCCAAGACUGUCAUAAAGACAUUGCCAGGCCUUAUUCACUUUACACACGCUAAUGCUUGUUGACUGGGACUGCAGAGCGUGAAUGGGAUGUACAGCACUGUAGCUCUUUGCUCAAAAAAUGUGAAUCUGCAGGAGAACAGACCCUGGUUGAGUUUUUUGCUGAAGAAGCAAACACAGUAUUAGUUGUUGCCUCUGCGCUCCUUCAGCUCCCCCAACAUGUAGCCACAGCUUCUGCAAUAACCAUUAACACACACAUUAAGGUAUUUUGUACAUACACUUUUUCCACCACUGCCUCGCAAAAUUUUACAAAAUGUCAGAAAAAGUGAAACAGGCUGACGGCCCCGAAUUUUUUGCACGUUAGCAAAUUAGCUUGCAUGAAAUCUGCAGCACCUUUUGGCAGCAUUGUGCGAUUUUGCAGGGCCCAGGUUGUUGGCUGUUAAAGUGCACUUGUAACAUCACCAGGUUACUCAUCUGUAAUGUUUGGGAGGAGGCCGUCACAUUAACUGUGCUCACGUGGAAAAAGGUACAAAGUGGAUCAAACAUCUGUUGACUACAACACGUGUCAGAUAGAAAUAAGUCGGUAGAUUUGCUCAGGCAGGAUGUUGAGGAUUGUGAAUUUAGAUUUCAGCUCUAAGUCUGAGCUUUAAAAUGUUUGAUUCCUGCAACAAGACGCUGCACAGAUAGUGAGGAAGAGUUUCCUCAUUUGAUCAGAUAUUUAUUAUUGGAUAUGAUUAAGUUAACCAUGGUACAGUUCAUCUACUGUCAAUCAGACUGCUACUGCUUUUUUAAAAUUCUCGUCAUUUGCUAACUUCUAGCAAAUCAAUAAUAAUAAUAAUGAAUAUUAAUAAUAUGUUCACUUUGACACUCACUGAGUGAAGCGGUGACAAUGGGCCAAUUCUGCUUAUCUAAGUAAAUGAAUGUACAGAAUUUGCAUAUGUUAUAAUUUGCUUUUAUGAGUAUUGGUACUGAAAGUCAUUUCAAUUUGCCUCCCUGCUCUCUGCUUGACUUUCACCGAAAUCCCUUCCACAGUCUCACCCCGGGUUAAUCAGCCAAGCUUUGUUUUCAGUGGGGUUUUGCAGAAUGAGGGAAAAUUUCAGCAAACCACCGGCCUCUGGCAUCUCGCGUUGUCACAUAGCUGCUCCCAGAAACAGACAAGAUGAUAUUCCUUGCAAACUGUUCACUAUGCAUGUUCUGCAGUACACUGUCUUUCUUUUGUCAUGUAAUAUUCAUACCUGUAUUUAUAUAUUUUAUUUUAUUUUAUUCUCUCAUGAUAAACUGUACAGAAUGUUUUUUUUUUUUUGUUAAAAUACACCUGUGAUAGAUUUGCAACAAUAUAAAGAAACUGUUUGCUCUCGAAAUAAACCGACUCAGAGCUCA
This is a messenger RNA of Paralichthys olivaceus (Japanese flounder), 7831 nucleotides long. The record is from RefSeq and is a predicted model, not a curated record. Lineage: Eukaryota; Metazoa; Chordata; Actinopteri; Pleuronectiformes; Paralichthyidae.